Molecule: messenger RNA, 1779 nt
Organism: Bombyx mandarina (wild silkworm)
Lineage: Eukaryota; Metazoa; Arthropoda; Insecta; Lepidoptera; Bombycidae
Source: RefSeq, a predicted model, not a curated record
CCGUUGUUGUGAUUACAGGGCGACGAGUGUACAAUAAAAUUAAGUGAUAUAUGAAGUUAGUGUCUUUUAUGUGUAUUAUCUAUGAGUUAGUGGAAUUUUAAUUAUAAACAUGCAAUACGGCAUAAGUUGGAGUCUCCAUAAAAGCGAUUUAAGCAGCGGUCUUGCACAGCUACAGUUGAAUGAAGAAUUCGUUGAUAUGACACUUGCAGCUGAAGGCCAUUUAGUUAAAGUUCAUAAAAAUAUAGUGGCACUUGCUAGUCCAUAUAUUAAGGAAAUGAUGAAGGCAAUUCCAUCCCCUCACCCAAUUAUAUUCUUAAAUAAUGUUAGUCAUCAAGUAUUAAAAUACCUAUUGGAAUACAUUUACACAGGAGAAGUACAAGUGCCAAAUAAUGUGAUUAAUUCUUUCAUUGAAACGGCAAAAUCUCUUUGUAUAAAAGGCGUUGAACAAAUUUGGACUCCAGAAGUAAAUAAUGAUUACAACAAACAAAAUGAUUGUAGUGAGAUAUUCAGAGACCCAGUGGAAUCGUCAGUUCAGAACGAUAUUCCAUCUGGUACUUUAGAAAUACAGAAGCUAGAAAGUAAUGUUGCAGCCCAGAUAAGAAUCAGUGAUAGAAAUGUUUUUGAAAUAAUCCCAGUAACACAAAGUAAUGAAUUAAGUUCAAUAACUUCAAACAAUAUGCAAGCUGACAAAGAUUUCAAUGCAUUUAGCAAUAAUGAAAAUAUUAAUGAAGAAAUUGCUGAAUUUGAUCUAAUUAAUAUUAGCCAAUCAAAUUGUGAAAAUGCAGUAGAUUCACAUAAACAACCAAUUAAUGAAAGUUUUACGCCUAGCAUAUGUAUAACUUAUAAUAAUGAUGGCAACAACCAACCAACUACAGCUGAUAUUAGUAUUUCUGAAAUAGUACAGUCAGAGAGAAAGUCAUAUAGUCCCAUAACUGAUAUAUUAAAAGAAAAUAUCAAGGACAUUAUCAAAGCGAGAGCUUUAACACCACUCUACACAAUAUCAAAUAGAGGGUCACUCCAGUUGAUGUUGAACCGAUACAUGUAUUGUUGUCACCACCAAUCAUUCAAAGGUAGAAAGCGGCGAUGGCGAUGUGUGGAUUAUCGGACAAAACACUGCAAAGCACUAGUGGACACUGAAGAUGAAACUAUUACAAGAAGGUCAGGCUGCCAUAAUCAUUCAUAUCAUGACAGUAAAAUUGUAAAAAAAUAUAAAAAAUGUUAUGUUUACACUAAGAUAAAAGACGCUGAAGAUUCCUGUCUCAAGCAUGUAAAAAACUGAAAACAAGCGUUUGGACAUAUGGAGCAGUAAGCAGCAGUUUCGUAGCAUGAUUGUGAUUGUGUGAACGAAGAGGAUACCUUAAGAUAAGAUGUGCCGUAUUGUAAAGCAAUCGCAACAUCGUUCCGUUUAGAAACGUGGGGCUAUUCGAUUAGAAAUUACACAAGGUUUCCGAUUUUGAUUAGUAACUAAGUUAUAUCUAAUAUAAAUUGAAAUAACAUUAAAUUAAACCACGAAAAUAACCUGGAAAUAAACUGCAAACCUACAGAAUAUGUAGGUACUGAAUUAGGAGAAUAGCCUCCAGAUAUUCAUCUUUCCGUACGAGUACCUAUUGUUAACUAUAUGAAGUGUAAGAUUCAGAUUAAGUCUUCUACUCUCAUAUAACAAUAUUUUUACAUAAAUAAAUAUUUGAUAUAGCGCUUUGUUUGAAUUAUAGUUUAUUCCUUUCAUUGCUCUUGUAGGUUAAAUGAGCUACACUUUCUUAAUUCAAUUCAAUUCGCAUA